Molecule: messenger RNA, 1841 nt
Organism: Drosophila novamexicana
Lineage: Eukaryota; Metazoa; Arthropoda; Insecta; Diptera; Drosophilidae
Gene: Sh3beta
Product: glutamic acid-rich protein
Exons: 5
Coding region: 324-1841 (505 amino acids)
Cellular component (GO): cytoplasm
Source: RefSeq, a predicted model, not a curated record
CGACCGAAUAAAGUAGGCAUAAAAGGCAGAGCUCGAAGUGAAUUUGUGCGAUUUAUAUUAUUAAAUAUUUUUACACUUUUAUAGAACACAUUUUGUAUACGCUUUCACAGCCAAUUUACAGCGUAUCUCAACGAUAAGCCCAGUGCGUGCAUAUUUUUAAACAACAUUACGUAUCGCGGUAGGGGCCAAGAACAGACACAGCAAAAAGCAGAGCAAAGAAAGAAAGUUCUAAAAAUAUUUUUAUCGUCGUGAAAGUCGAUUUUAUUUCGCGCAGCCAAUAAAGCUUUAAAUUAAAGACCAGCGGCGCAUAAUUAAUUGCAAAAAUGGUAUUGAAAGUGUACGUCAGCGGCAUGUCCGGCAACAAGGAGGUGAAAAAACGCCAACAGCGCGUUUUGAUGAUCCUGGACAGCAAGAACAUUCAGUACGAUACCGUUGACAUCACAGAGCCCGGCAAGGAGGGCGAAAAGGAGCUGAUGCAAAACAAAUCGACUAGCAAUGGCGGCACAGUCAGCGAUCCAGAGCCGAGGCAUCCAUUGCCGCCGCAGAUCUUCAACGAUGACGAAUAUUGCGGUGAUUACGAUGCCUUCGAUAUGGCCAACGAGAUUGAUACGCUGGAGGUGUUCCUCAAGCUGGCGCCAGCUGAUACAACGGCCGUGAGCAGUGCUCAAAUCGAACUGAAGCAGGAGAACGGCGUCGCCAAGGAGGAGGAGGAGAAGAAGGCUCCAGCGGAGGGUGAAGCUGAAGCUGAAGCUGAAUCUGGCGCUGCCGAGGAAACGGGCGAGGCGGACAAGGAGAAGGAGAAGCCAGAGCAAAAGGAAGAAGAUGGCGAGCAAACGAGCGAAGAUAAGGAGAAAGCAGCUAAAGAGGGCGAUGAUGCAGACAAAAAAGAUGAGAAUAGUGAAGAAAAGACUGAAACCUCAGGAGAAUCCGAAUCCGAAGAGAAGAAAGCGGAAUCCACAGACAAGGCGGACGAUAAGAAAGAGAAAGAUGCAGAGGAAACCGAUAAAAAAGAUGGUGAAGGUAAGGAAACGAAAGAAACUGCGGAGAAUUCGGGAGACGAGUCGAAGGAAAAGUCCAAGGAAGAGAAGUCUGAAGAUGCCGAAGACGAAACGAAGGAGAAACCGAAAGACGCUGAAGAGAGUAAGAAUGAUAAAACUGAAGAUAAGUCAGAAGAGGUAGACAAAGAAACUGAAGAAAAAGGAGAAGAGAAAGUAGAACAAAAAGAAAGUGAAGAAAAAGAAGAAGAACAAAAGGUAGAAGAACAAAAAGAAGCUGAAGAAAAAUCCACCGCCGAUUCAACUCCAGAGGAAGCGAAACCGGAAGACUCCUCAGCGGAAGAAGAGAAAGAAAAAGAACCGAAAGAAACUUCAGAAAGCGCAACAGCCGAAGAGGUUGAAGAAUCAGAGAAAGACGAAGUAGAGGUGGAAGAAUCAGGCAAGGAAAAAACGGAAGAUGAAGUAAAAGCCGCCGAAGAAACUGAAGCAAAAAGCAAAACUGAUGAUGCUACAACAGAAGAGCAAGAAGUCGAAGAAGAAAAGAAAGAAGAAGUUAAAGAAUCAGAAGACAGUUCCGAUAAUAAGGUUGAAGUUGACGAAGAAUCGAAAGAAAAAACAGAAGAGAAAGUUGAGGAAGAAUCGAAAGAAAAAACAGAAGAAGAUAAAGUAGAAGAAACUACGGAAGAUAAAGUAGAAGAAACUGCGGAAGAUAAAGUAGAAGAAACUACGAAAGAAAAAGUAGAAGAAUCUGAAGAAAAACCAGAAGAAACUGCAGCGGAAAAGAAAGAGAUUAAAGAUGACGAAGCAAAAACGCCCUCCGACGAAGAAGAGAACAAAGAGGAGUAA